AUGAAGCUUAUAGUUCUUCUGUUCGCUUUUGCUUCAAUUGUUUAUUGCAUUAAACAGUGCAAGGAAAACGAGGAAAUCGUUGCGUGCUCUUCUGGCUGUGAACCCCGCUGCGGAUACACUCCGAAAGUUUGCCCAGAAAUCUGUAUCACUGGUGUUUGCGAAUGUAAAGAUGAAUUCGUUAGAAGCACCCAAGGAGACUGCAUUCAUCCAUUGAACUGCACCAAGGAAACCACUAAGUGCCCACCCAACGAGACUUUCCAAACAUGCGGAACCCAGUGUGAGCCAACAUGCGAAGUGCCAGAGCCGCCGUUCUGCACCGAGGCUUGCGUCAUGAACACUUGCCAGUGCUCCGAGGGCUAUGUUAGACUUGGACACACGUGUGUCAAGAAGUCGGAAUGCCCGAAAUAA
Caenorhabditis bovis is the source of this 408-nucleotide messenger RNA. Lineage: Eukaryota; Metazoa; Nematoda; Chromadorea; Rhabditida; Rhabditidae. The record is from the annotation of a GenBank genome assembly.